Stegastes partitus (bicolor damselfish) is the source of this 1775-nucleotide messenger RNA. Its product is annotated as melanoregulin. The record is from RefSeq and is a predicted model, not a curated record. The transcript is spliced from 5 exons. Gene Ontology annotation, biological process: melanosome transport. Gene Ontology annotation, cellular component: melanosome. Lineage: Eukaryota; Metazoa; Chordata; Actinopteri; Pomacentridae. Bases 22 to 726 code for a protein of 234 amino acids.
AGCUGACUCUGUUCUUAAUAAAUGGGUUCAGGCUUUAGGAAGUUCUGCCUGCAGUUCUGCUGCUGCUGCUGCGUCGGUGACGAAGAUGAUGAGGAUGAGAAGCAGCCAUUAGUACCUCAGGACCCGCUGGAGUAUUUUAACCGUGAGGUCCAGAAGCGUCGAGAUGAGGAGACCAACCUGUGGAGCGAGCCAGGAGACCCCAGCCACUCGGAGAGGGAGGACGACCGGACGCUCUACCAGCUGCUGCAGGCCAGGAACAAGACCCGCAUGGGAUCCUCGGGCUACCGUCGUCUGAGCGUCGACAUCGAGGCCAUGAGAGACACAAGACGAGAAGUUCGAGACAAAUGGAAGACCAUCCUGGAGAACUUAGGUUUCAUGGCCGAGGCAGACUCCCUGCUCAACGUGUCCGCCGGCGCCUCACAUGACCGGAUGCGUAACGCCCCGGCGGCACGUUCGCUGCUGCACACGCUGCACACCGAGACGUCCAUCUUCAGCAGCAGAGAGCCGCCGCCGGAGAGAUAUCUGUUCAUCCUGGAUCGCCUCCUGUACCUCGACAUCGCCGAGGACUUCUUGGCCAAGGCGAGGCGCUUCUACCCUCCGUGCGACGAUUCUGACGAGGACACGCUGGGCCUGGGCGUCAACCUGCCGCUGCUGCUGGCCCGAGUGGAGGCCAUGAACGGGGGAGGCGACGAGAGCGAGAGAGACGACGGGAACAUGACUGACUGAUUGUGAACAUCUUGCGGUGAUGCUGGGCUCCAGGCAGGGGGCAGCAGUCGCUUUGCUGUCUCCUCAAAGAAUCUGCUGCUGCUGCUCCAAGUUCCUCUUUUUCUCCCUCCAGCUUCAGUCCUUCCUGUUUUUUUCCUCUGGUUUAAAAAUCCUUUAUCAGGCUUCCAGAUUUACAGAUGUGUUUGUGUUCCUCAGACCUUGAGCCUGUUCAUUGUUCGUCUGCUGCAGACCUUCAGGGUUCAGAUGUUCUUUCUGAGCGGGGCCUCUUGAUAUUUUUGUCCUGUGAUUAUCAGCACUCAGUCUGUUCGAUCACACGACCUGUAGCAGCGCCGAAUAAAUAACUAAGUGUUUGUGUCAUUUUAAAGUCUGCAUCUGGCUUCAAAUUAUUCAGGGGGAACAAAGAAAAAAAGCACGUUGAACCUUUAAACCGGUCGGAGUUGACCUUCAGGCGAGCAGAGAUUUGGAAAUGUGUUGUGCAUGUAUGUGGAAGUUGUUGUCUUGUGGUGUAAGGUUGAAAUAAAGUCCCAGCCCCGAGCGCUUUGUCACAUGUUGCUUUCAGUGGAGCUGAAGUUUCCAGUGAUGCUAAAAUUACACAAAGAAUAAAAGAAUCUGCAUGAGUUUUAGCAAAACCGCUGCACGAUUUCCAGAACUUGCUGAGCAGAAACCUUGGCCCAGGAGCAGCUCUCUCUUUUAUAAUAUAAAGAUGUCCUCCAGGGCCGCUCUGGUUCCUGCACGUGGCCCGUCGGAUGCGUUCGUGUGGCUCCGAUCCACUGAUCCUGAUCUUGUGCGGGCUGUCCGGCGUCUCGCCGUCCCACUGGGAGCAGACUGGGUUGCAACAUGGCUGGUGAUGAUGAUGGUGUUGUUGGUGAUCAGCUGUUCGUUGUUGUUGUUGUCGUGGUUAUGUAAGAGGGACACUCUGCUCAGAGCACAUGUCAGGACAGCCUGAUGGUGAAGCACAAAUAGCUGCAAACACUCGACUCCGUUGUGCAGAUAUGAAACUGAACUUUUCUUUCGUGUUAAUAAAACAUUUGGUGGCAGACUGACCUGAA